Molecule: messenger RNA, 518 nt
Organism: Saprolegnia diclina VS20
Lineage: Eukaryota; Oomycota; Saprolegniomycetes; Saprolegniales; Saprolegniaceae
Exons: 2
Coding region: 68-490 (140 amino acids)
Source: RefSeq, a predicted model, not a curated record
CUGCUACACAGGGUCGUUGCAUGCAUCGAUACGGCAUAUAAAUAGCACCAAGAGCUUGGAUAGCGCAAUGGCGACCGGCGUUGCCAUCGUCUUCCUUCUCGGACUACUCCUACGUGUGGGCGCGACCGAUACGUUUCCCAACCCGACGCCCGAAGGCAAGUCGUGGGCGCCGUGCUCGUCGGCAGUGUUGGCGGUUGCAGCCCAAGGCGAUGGGUCCACGCCCGGCUCAUGCAUGAGCUGCGACCCAACGUACAACAAGUGCCCCGCCAAGUGCCAGCCGCUCAUCAACACCAUGUACAGCGACUGCGACGGCGUCUACACGCCUCCAGGUCACUUUUUUGACCCGGCGGCCAAGAUCUCGGGCUACUGGAACGGACAGGUCAACGUGUCGCGUAUCGCGGUCGAGCGUUGUGGGUGCAGUCGCGCACUAACCGCCCACAGCAGCCUCGGACUCGCACUUGCUCCCGCUCUUUGGCUCCUUUUUUCCUAACUUCAACACCGAAACAUUGAUCGCUGAA